This is a messenger RNA of Fonsecaea monophora, 624 nucleotides long. RefSeq lists its product as hypothetical. The record is from RefSeq and is a predicted model, not a curated record. Gene Ontology annotation, molecular function: RNA binding. The coding region runs from base 1 to 624 and encodes 207 amino acids. NCBI's taxonomy places the organism in Eukaryota, Fungi, Ascomycota, Eurotiomycetes, Chaetothyriales, Herpotrichiellaceae. The transcript is spliced from 4 exons.
AUGCCUGACGAACAUGAUGUCAAAGAUGAACACAAAGAGAGCCAUGAAGAUGGUGGUGAAGAAGAAGAAGAAGAGAUUGCAGCGAUGAAGAGACGCGUCGCCGAGAUGGAGUCGGAAGCGGCCAAACUUCGCGAAAUGCAAAGCCACCUCGAACAAUCCUCGGAGACUAUGCCUAGGGAAGACAGAGAAGAUGUGGACGCGCGCAGCAUCUUUGUCGGCAAUGUGGACUACGGCGCAACUCCUGAAGAGAUUCAAGCACAUUUCGCCAGCGGCCCAGGGACGAUAAACAGAGUCACCAUCCUCCUGGACAAGUUCACUGGUCAUCCAAAGGGGUAUGCAUAUGUGGAAUUCUCAGAUCCAGGACUGGUGGCUCAAGCAUUGGUGCUCAAUGAAAGUGUCUUCCGUGGCCGCAAUCUCAAGGUGGUUCCAAAGCGCACAAAUCUUCCAGGCAUGACUCGAGGCAGAGGAAGAGGGGGUCCUGCUCGUGGUGCUCGAGGAGGCUUCGGCGGACGAGGAGGCUUUGGAGGAGGCUAUGGGGGAUUUGCUGGCGGAGGCUAUGGUGCUCCACGUGGGGGCCCUCGCGGCGGCUUCCGAGGCCGUGGCCGUGGAUUUGCACCGUACUGA